This is a messenger RNA of Syzygium oleosum, 3064 nucleotides long. RefSeq lists its product as uncharacterized. NCBI's taxonomy places the organism in Eukaryota, Viridiplantae, Streptophyta, Magnoliopsida, Myrtales, Myrtaceae. The coding region runs from base 1133 to 3064 and encodes 643 amino acids. The transcript has 8 exons. Gene Ontology annotation, molecular function: protein binding. The record is from RefSeq and is a predicted model, not a curated record.
GCUUGAUUCACACACUUUGAAUUGCGCGUUUAAUUUAACUUUACAUGUGAAUGAUUAUGCAUGUUAGGCUCAUGUAUUGAUUGUUGCUUCCCCUAGCUUGGUUAGGAAUAGAAUUUUGAAACUCCCAAUUAGUGUGAACACGUUAGGCGGUAAUUGAACAUGGUUAGAUACCGAAAGGGCACUAGUUGGUCGAUUAGUGUAACAAGUCCCCGUACCUAUUGAAUCUCUGGUUCGUGGAAGUGAAGCAUUUCUCCCAUGCUUUACUUAGGUGUCUAAUCGACCCACCAAAAACUGAUUAGUGGCGACUCCUAGAUGAAAUUGAUUUGAACGUUAAUCACUUAAAUCUUAAGUCGCGAGUUGGUAUGAGCUUGGGAGAGCUCGAGUUAGGUUUAACUUAGUAAUCCAUUAGCCAAACCCCUUAGGCGACGAGGCCGGUUCGGGGAGGUUGUGAUAGUUAAAAAUCUGCCUAUAUGGACACCGGAAGGCAAACGUGGUUUAAGUGAAAUAAAAAUGACGUUGUUUUAGCUGAAAAAUCAUUCGAUGGAAUCUUUAUGGAGAGUAAAUGUGUCACAGUAAGCGUAGUUUUGGGUUUUUGAUGUCACAAAAACAAAGUUUAGGGUAAAUAUAUCACGGUUGGCAUAGUUUGGAAUUUUUGGUGGCUUUUUCACUUAGAGAUUUUUGUAAUAACAUCAUUUUUAUGUGGUUCUUUUGAAUUACCAUUUCAACCAUCGUUUAAAAUACACGGUUACUAUUCAUUUUUAUGUGAGUCCCAUCCAACAUGAGAGAAUCGUUGCCGACCACAGUCGACUUCGGUCGGCAGUGGAAACAGAGGAGAGGGAGGUGGGCUCGAAAGAACUCAGAUAAUUUCUCUGUUUUUUUAGUUUUAAUACUACAAAAAAUUUAAAUCUAAUAAAUCUGUGCUAUAUUUAACUCAAAUUAAUUUUUGUGUUCCAAGAAUUAUAUUUUUCCAAGCGCUGACAGACUUUUCAUCAACGGGAACCGCAUGAUAUAACAGGCGCUGCAACUUAAGCCGAUUGACAUCACUGCUUCAACUUUCUAGGAAAGUGGAGAGUCUCGUUUGUAUUGUCCGUUUACUUUGUUGUUGAAAGACUGUAACCAGGAGAGCAACCCAAUGGCGACGCAACCAAGUGAAGAACAAGGAAAAUCGAAUCAUGCAGAACCAGCAGCAGAUAUUGAAGAUGUCUGUGUAAGCAUUGGAUCAGCUUCUUCUGAAUCCGGAGGUGCUCCAGAAAUAUCGAAAGAGGAAGUGGAUGGACAGUACUACCGACCAUUGUUGCAAGCUGCAUUCAAGGGUGAUUGGGAAUCUGCUAAAAGAUUUUUUGAACGAGAUUCAGCUUCAAAGAUGGCCAAAAUAACAAGCAGAUCAGAGACAGUGCUUCACAUAGCCGCUUUGAGUGCACAAGACCAAUUUUUGGAGAACCUGGUUGAGCUCUUGUCUCCAUGUCCGGAAGAACUUGAAAUGGUUGAUUGUGAUGGCCGCACAGCCCUCCACAAUGCUGUCCUGUGUGGAAGGCUAAGGAUGGUCAAGUUAUUAGUUAGAAGUAAUCCUAAGUUGACGCAACUUGCAGAUAAUGAAGGACGUGUUCCUUUGGGAAUAUCUGCUGUGGAAGCUUCUAUGCAUAACGAGAUUGCCUGGUUCCUGGCAAAAAAUACGACAGAUGAUGGGCCAAGUCAACCCUUCAGCAGUUCCUCUGUGAAUAAAACCAUUAUGGAUCUCACCUACAACGGUCAUCACGAUAUCACCCUUUAUCUAGUUGGGCGGUACCCUCACUUAAUUAACAUAAAAAGCGGAGGCUUCUCUAUACUGCACAAGUUGGCAAGGAUGGAGUCUCACUUUCCCAGCGGAACCAGGCUCGGUGUUUUGGAAAAAUUGAUAUACAAAUGUAUUUCGGUGGACUUGAACUACAAACCAACAGAUAAAAAUUCGGAUCCGGCGCUUCAACGUCCUGCAAGGUCACUUUGGAAUGCAGCCAAAAUUGUAGUUCCUAUAAAUAAGAGGAUUCACGAGGUGAAGCGACGACACAUGGCGGCCGUAGAGUUGGCAAAACAAGUUUGCAUCGCAAUCUCUCAUAGGAAAACUACCGAGAUCACCGAUUUUAUCCAAGAGAAUAAUCUAUUGGAUGAAGCUAUGGUCAGGGGAAUCAGUGAAAUUGUGAAGCUAUGUAUUCAGUUUUUCCCGGAGCUUAUUUGGAUUAAGCCUUAUGGUGUGAGGUUGACGACACGUGCUGUGACGUAUCGCCAAGAAAGGACUCUCAGGCUCUUUUUGAAGGUAAGCUCAACCAAUCAAUUGUCGUUAGUUCCCGGGCCUACAGAGGAAGAAUCAUCCGAAAUGCUGAGCGUAGUAGCAGAGUACGCGGCAAUAGAGUACUACCCUAAUUUCGAUGCGACAACUAACGUGGCGGGAGCAGCUUUUCAAAUGCAAAGAGAACUCCAAUGGUAUAAGGCUGUGGAAAGCUGGAUUGUCCCUAACGUGAGAACUGGCUACUACGAGCAUAAGACAUAUUGGAAUAGAUUCGUGGAGAACCACACAGAGUUGCUUAAGAAUGGAGAGAAAUGGGCGAAGGACACAGCAAAUUCAUGUAUGCUCGUCUCAACUCUAAUUGCCACAGUAUUGUUCGCUGCUGCUUUCACUGUGCCCGGAGGCAACAACGACAAAACUGGAGUCCCAUUGUUGUUAGGAAAGGACUCUCUCCUGAUUUUCGCAAUUUCGGAUGCGUUAGGUUUGUUCUCCUCCGUGACGGCCAUCUUGCUAUUCCUAGCCAUCUUAACUUCGCGGUAUGAGGCGCAAGAUUUUCUUGAAGCGUUGCCUAAGAAGAUCAUAAUGGGCCUUUGUUUUCUCUUCCUCUCCUUGGCUUUCAUGCUGGUGGCCUUCACUGCAACUCUCACAAUUGUGCUGGAUACGAGACUGGAGUGGGUUCUUAUCCCCAUUACUUUGCUGGCCUCUCUUCCGGUCGCUUUAUUCGUAGUACUACAGAUUCCCCUGCUCUACCAAAUGGUUAAAUCCACUUAUGGACCCAGCAUCUUUCGUGCCGAGAGCAAUUGA